Clonostachys solani is the source of this 795-nucleotide messenger RNA. NCBI's taxonomy places the organism in Eukaryota, Fungi, Ascomycota, Sordariomycetes, Hypocreales, Bionectriaceae. The record is from the annotation of a GenBank genome assembly.
AUGGCCCCUCUCCGCACCUUUCUCCUCCCCGCCUUGAUGGCGGUCGCUGCCGUCCGUGCCGCGAACAUCUCCGACUACGUCCCCAGCUGCGCACCCAGCUGCAUCAACGAGGCCGUGGCCGAUCACUCGACCUGCGACCAGAGCGAUGGCGCAUGUCUCUGCCGCGACAUCUACUCUCUCAAGAGGCACAGCGAGAAGUGCCUGAAGAGCGGUUGCUCCGACGCCGACUACGGAUCCGCCAUGCUUGGCUUCGACAACUUCUGCAAGGACGUCAACAACGGCGGCGGCUCUCCCAGCACCUCUGCCAGUGCCUCUUCGUCUGCUGCUGCCCCAACCAGCACCAACCCUGCCCCGACUACAUCUGAUGUCCCAGCACCGUCCACGACCGCCGAUCAGUCUUCCGCUCCCGCCCCCUCCACCACCGGCGGCUCGGCUCCUACAUCUGCCUCCUCCAGCGACUCUGCUCCUACAUCAGCCUCGUCGGGCCCCUCGAGCUCUGACUCGUCUUCCCCCUCUAGCAGUGGCUCUUCUGGCGAUGUUUCUUCCACCCCCGCCAGCACCGAUGGCUCUGCUGCUCCCACCACCGCCCCAUCUUCAUCCUCUGGCGGCAGCUCCUCUACCGCCUCCACCCUCAUUACCUCAUCUGCUACCACCGGUGGCAGCGGCGAGAGCACCUCCACUGGAAGCAGCCCUUCAUCCACCUCAUCCACUCCUCCCAGCGCUGGCUCCCAGCUGCAGUUCAGCGCCGGCCUCCUCGCUGGUGGUGCCAUCCUGGCUGGUUUCCUGGCACUGUAA